This is a messenger RNA of Cryptomeria japonica (Japanese cedar), 2571 nucleotides long. Its product is annotated as fasciclin-like arabinogalactan protein 4. The coding region runs from base 670 to 2067 and encodes 465 amino acids. The record is from RefSeq and is a predicted model, not a curated record. Gene Ontology annotation, cellular component: plasma membrane. Lineage: Eukaryota; Viridiplantae; Streptophyta; Pinopsida; Cupressales; Cupressaceae. The transcript has a single exon. Gene Ontology annotation, biological process: multidimensional cell growth; mucilage biosynthetic process involved in seed coat development; abscisic acid-activated signaling pathway.
AGGAACUUGGGCCAUUCAUUACAAUUAGGAGCAGGGGCAUUGUGAGGUCACCAAUGCCCCUACCACGGUAAAUGGUGGACGUAAAACAAAUCUGAAGGGCAAAUCCUGUAAAUACGACCGUUGGAAUUGCAGAGGUAAACAAGAUUUCCAUCCAUUGUUUACAACUUAUAAUACAGUACUUACCAGAUAUGUUUAGAUAUACUCGUAUAGAUAUCUCAUCGGCAGCUUGUAGUUGUCCUGUUGCAAGAGUUACCUCAAUCCACAAUGGCUGAAGAGGUAAGGUACAUAUAAAUUGUAGGUACCCAUGGUAGUAGCUGUUGCCAGAGCGACGAAGAGGGAGAAUGAAGAAGUUACAGCAUUAAAAUUCCGGGGUAAUACGGAUUUCUCAGGCACGAGACAUCCAGUUGAGACAAAGGUUGGAAACCAUGCAGCAGUCUUUUGUUGUUUUUGUGCAUCAAAAGAUGCUACAUUGCACUACACUAUGUUGUACUAGUUUACUGGGUUUUACUACAUUUUUAGUCAAUUGAAAUCAACCAAGUGGAGAUUAUAUAUAUAUAUAUAUUAUAUAGAUUGUGGGUGCAAUAUUCUGGAUCCACAAGUGGUCAGAUUGGUUAUAUACUUGUGGGUAUCAGGAAUUGAAGAAGAAGAAGAAGAAGAAGUGGAAGUAGAAUGAGGGUGCAUCUGCAUUUGGGCCACUUUUGGUGCCUGUUUUUUAUGUGCAUUUGGGUUUCAGGGUCUGUUGUUGGUGCUGCAGCAUCUGGUUUUAAUAUUACAAAAUUUUUGAGUGGGUACCCAGAGUUUGAGACAUUCAAUAAUCUGCUGACAGCAACCAAUGUGGCCAAGCAGAUAAACAACAGGACCUCUCUCACCAUACUCGUCUUGUCAAAUUCUGUCAUGGUAAACUUCAUGGCUGGUUAUGGAGGGAACCCGCCAAAGUCUGAUGAGAUCCAAUAUGUUCUUCAGUACCAUGUGCUUCUGGAGUAUCUGGAUUGGUACAGGUUCAGAAGGAUGACAAGGGGGGGUACACUUGUAACUACACUCUAUCAAACCACAGGCAUGGCACCCAGAAACUUUGGUUCAGUUAAUAUAACCUAUGACAAAAAUGUGGGAGUCAGAAUCAGGACACCUGCUCCGUAUGGUGGUGGUUUAAGUGCAACUGUCGUAAGCCUCGUCAAGGAAUUUCCUUACACUAUCAGCAUUUUUAGUAUAGAUAACAUACUCAUACCUUAUGGUUUUGAUCUUUCUACUUCAUCUGAACCAAAUGACGGCUCAAUCAAUGUAACGAAUGUUCUUGAAAAUGCCAAGAACUUCAAUUUUGUUGUUUCUAUGAUGGUGGCUUCUGGGGUUACUUCAGAUUUGGAGUCUGACCAGGCUGGUGCUGGCAUUACCUUUUUCGCCCCUACAGAUGAUGCAUUUUCAGCUCUUCCUCCAGAUACACUACAGGGGCUUACAGCCGAAAACAAGGCCGUCGUUCUCAAGUACCACGUUUUGCAUUCUUAUUACCCUCUUGGAUCUCUGGAAUCCAUAGUGAAUCCUGUUCAACCAACAUUGGCUACAGAAUCCAUGGGUGCUGGGAGAUAUACCCUAAACAUUACGAGGAUAAAUGGUUCAGUUACUGUGGACACAGGUAUUGUUCAAGCUUCUAUAACCCAGACAGUUUUCGAUCAGAAACCCCUGGCAAUAUUUGCAGUGCCCAGGGUUCUUCUGCCUCGUGAAAUGUUUGGCAAUCAUGCUCCUGUCCGGUCUCCUGAAAAUUCUCCGUCUCCCAAGGUACAUGUUCCUUCCCCUGUUCCCGAAUCAUCUCCUAGUCUUGCAAUUCCACCAACGCCACCUAAUGUGGUUCCCAAUCCACCAUCCUCAAAUGCACCUCCUGCUGUCGUUCCACCCUUGGCUUCGCCUAAUCCAAAUUCUUCAUAUGGUGGGGUAAUAGGGGAGCCGAAUCCCAUUUCUCCUUCUUCAGGGCAAAAAACAAGCGGCACUACCCUGACCAGUUUAGCUGCAGGUCACAUUAUUUUAGCCUCCCAAUGUAUUUGUCUCAUCUACAUUGUCUAUCCAUUUUUGCAUUGAAUUUGUGAAAAGAGCAUUUUUUCAGGGAUAAAAUUGGAUGAUUUAAUGUCAGCUAUAUGCAAUUUACAUGGCUGCUUUUCAAAUAUACUUUUAAGUAUCAGUUCCUCUUCAAAUUUAAAAAUAAGGGCAUUUUAUUCCCGUAUGAAAGAGCAAGGAAAAGAACUGGUCAUCAAGUCAGCCAAUUUCUGGAGGGACGGUCUCUAUCAAUUCAGAAUACAUAUCUUCUCCUAUUUAUAUAUCCAUUUGAAUGGUAAAAAUGAUUUUAAUUUUCCGAAUGACUGGUUCGUUCACAGUUGGACUUGUUAAAGCAAAUGCAUGCUUCUUUGCAGUCGAAAUUGUUGCUCUCUCCUAUGGUUCAGGAUCAUCCAGUCUGGAAAACCUGAUUGCUAAAUGUAUGCUAUAUGUAUCCAUAUUGUAUAGAUGGUUCAACCAAGGAGGACACAUUCUUUCGAUUCCUUUAAAUUGUAUUACAAUUGGAAAUAAUAAUCAAGUCAUCUUGCUCAA